Monomorium pharaonis (pharaoh ant) is the source of this 1917-nucleotide messenger RNA. RefSeq lists its product as uncharacterized. The record is from RefSeq and is a predicted model, not a curated record. The transcript has a single exon. Gene Ontology annotation, molecular function: aspartic-type endopeptidase activity. The coding region runs from base 1 to 1917 and encodes 638 amino acids. Gene Ontology annotation, biological process: proteolysis. Lineage: Eukaryota; Metazoa; Arthropoda; Insecta; Hymenoptera; Formicidae.
AUGACUGAUUUACUAUCAAAGCAAGUGCUCUUGCAGCGUUCAAUCGAGCGCGCUCUCGAUAACUUUAAAAAGGUGGGUCGAGCCAACCUUACCCCAGCGAAGAUUCGGAGUCGGCUCGCAUCACUCCAAGAUAACUGGGGCCAAUUUCAAGAGGGACAUGUGCGGUUGCUCCAGGCCGUGCCGGAAAGGGAUCAAGCUGCGAUGGACUACUUUAAGGACGGAUGCUUCGAGGCGACGGAAGACGUCUACCAGAACACGAAGGACGUCCUCACUGACUGCCUGGAAGCGUUGGAGCCUGUUGUGAGCCCAAACCCGUCCCUUCACUCUACUUGCGUACACGCUGACGCGUCGGGGCUUGCGAGCUCUCGUAUGCCGCCUAUUCGUUUACCUCCGUUCAGCGGGAGUUACUCCGACUGGGAGAACUUUCGCGAUCGGUUUUCCGCGCUCGUUAUUCAGAAUAAUUCACUCAGCGAUUUCGCGCGCAUGCAUUAUCUUGCGUCUUCGGUUUCGGGUCCCGCACUUAACUGUAUUUCUGACAUUAAAAUUACCGCGGACAAUUUUCAAGUGGCAUGGGCGGCACUCACGAAUCGUUUUGAUAAUAAACAGCGAUUAAUGAAAAAUCAUUUUACUACCUUAUUCGGGUUGUCGACCCUGCAACGGGAAUCCGGAGCGGAAUUGCAGGCUUUAGUUGACAAGGUUCAGAUCACCGUUUCGUCUUUGCGUCUUUUAGAUCGAACUCCUAGCGACUUGUGGAAUGACUUUCUUGUCCAUCUAGUAAUUCAAAGGUUGGAUCCUGUGACUCGUAAAGCUUGUAACCUUAAAUGGAGCGAGGCCGACGAUCCACCCACGUACGAAGAGCUAAAUCGGUUUCUGACCGGUCGUUGUCGCGCGCUAGAUGAUAACGCUAUCAGCUCAAAUUCGAAAUCGAAUCGCGCAUCGAAUGUAUCUCGCGCCCAUGUAGCGACUACUUCUGACUCCGCUCAGCGACUCAACGCCUCCGCACCAGCAUGCCCGUUAUGCAAGGCUCGACAUUAUCUAAGCGCGUGUCCUAAAUUUGUCGCCUUAACUCCGAAGCUGCGUAUGGAAACCGUAAAGAAAUUCAAACGCUGUUUGAAUUGUAUGAGUGCGGCUCAUUUACUACCUGACUGUACGAGCCAAUAUUCAUGCCGAUCGUGUCAAAAACGACAUCAUUCCCUGCUCCAUAUGGAGCUUGCGUCACCUUUGUCUUCGUCGGCGAACGAGAAUGCUGGUGGUGAAUCGUCCGCCAUAUCUGAGCAAAUUAAUUCUCUCGUCGCGUCCACUACUACGUGCGCUCGCGAUCAGGUACUUCUCGCUACUGCGAGAGUCACGGUCGGCGUAUCCUCCGGGAACUCGGUGGUGGUUCGGGCUUUGAUUGAUCAAGGCUCUGAGGCCACUUUUAUUUCUGAGACCUUAGCUCAAACGUUGCGAGCUAAACGUACUCGAAUGCCUGUCGCCGUCUCCGCCGUUGGAGGUGUUCAAAUCGGUCAAGUUCGUCAGGCUCUAACCAUUACUGUAUCGCCGUCGCGUCGAGUCACGCCGUCCUUCGCCACGACGGCACUUAUUCUUAAAUCUCUAACGUUGUACGCUCCGAAACGCGUAUCAUCGCGGUCCGCCUUAUCGCAUCUCUCGCAUCUAUCAUGGGCGGAUCCCGAUCCUACUAGCUCGGAAACUAUUAAUAUAAUAAUCGGCGCUGACUUGUAUGGCGACAUCAUUUUGGAUGGAAUCCAGAAAGGUGCUUCUGGCCAGCCUAUUGCCCAGAACACCGUCUUCGGAUGGGUGGUGUCGGGCCCAGUGGUGGCGACGGCGUCCGCAAUCCACAUUCCCGUCCACUUUAACGUACAUCAUUGUGCGUCAAGUCUGAAUCUGGAGACCGCUCUGCAAGUUUUGGGAGACUGA